Impatiens glandulifera is the source of this 1828-nucleotide messenger RNA. Its product is annotated as 6-phosphogluconate dehydrogenase, decarboxylating 1, chloroplastic. Gene Ontology annotation, biological process: pentose-phosphate shunt; pentose-phosphate shunt, oxidative branch. Gene Ontology annotation, cellular component: cytosol. Gene Ontology annotation, molecular function: NADP binding; phosphogluconate 2-dehydrogenase activity; phosphogluconate dehydrogenase (decarboxylating) activity. The transcript has a single exon. Bases 162 to 1631 code for a protein of 489 amino acids. The record is from RefSeq and is a predicted model, not a curated record. Lineage: Eukaryota; Viridiplantae; Streptophyta; Magnoliopsida; Ericales; Balsaminaceae.
ACUCCCUCGACGAGUCCGCCACCAUCACCUACUUCUUCUUCUUCUUCUUCUCUCUCUAUAUCUCUUCAGUCCAUCGCCGGUCUUCUCUCUCUAUAUCUCUCUCUCACACACACAUACACGCACUCACUCACUCACAGACAUCACACAUUCCUUCAUCCGCCAUGGAAUCUGCUCUACUCUCCCGCAUCGGACUCGCCGGUUUAGCAGUCAUGGGACAAAACCUAGCUCUCAACAUUGCAGAAAAAGGUUUCCCAAUCUCCGUCUACAAUCGCACAACCUCCAAAGUCGACGAAACACUAGAUCGAGCUCAUCGCGAAGGUAAUCUUCCAUUAACAGGUCAUUACAAUCCACGCGAUUUCGUUCUCUCUCUUCAACGUCCUAGAUCUGUUAUCAUCCUCGUCAAGGCGGGCGCUCCCGUCGAUCAGACAAUCGCGGCUCUAUCUGAACAUAUGGAAUCGGGAGAUACAAUCAUUGACGGAGGAAACGAGUGGUACGAGAAUACUGAACGUCGUAUCAAGGAGACUGCAGAUCGUGGUAUUCUUUACUUAGGUAUGGGAGUUUCAGGUGGUGAAGAUGGUGCUAGAAAUGGUCCUUCUCUUAUGCCUGGUGGAUCAUAUCAAGCUUAUCUUAACAUUGAAGAUAUUGUUAAGAAAGUUGCUGCUCAAGUUGAGGAUGGACCUUGUGUUACUUAUAUUGGUGAAGGUGGUUCUGGAAAUUUCGUUAAAAUGGUUCAUAAUGGGAUUGAAUACGGCGAUAUGCAGUUGAUUUCGGAGGCGUAUGAUGUUCUUAAGAACGUUGGUGGUUUGACGAACUCCGAAUUGGCUGAAAUUUUCGAUGAAUGGAAUAGAGGUGAGCUUGAGAGUUUCCUUGUUGAAAUCACCACUGAUAUUUUCAGAGUUAAGGAUGAACAGUAUGGUGGUGAGCUUGUAGAUAAGAUUCUCGACAAAACAGGGAUGAAGGGUACUGGAAAAUGGACUGUUCAGCAAGCAGCUGAGCUUUCCAUUGCUGCACCUACAAUAGCAGCUUCACUUGACUGUCGUUACCUUAGCGGGUUAAAGGAAGAACGAGAAGCAGCAGCAGAGGUACUGAAAGGUGCUGGAUUGAAGGAGUAUGUUGGAGUUACAAAAACUGGUGCAGAGAAGAAACAGUUGAUUGAUGAUGUGAGGCAAGCUCUGUAUGCUUCAAAGAUUUGCAGUUAUGCACAGGGGAUGAACUUGCUGAGAGCGAAAAGCUUUGAGAAAGGGUGGAAUUUGAAUUUGGGUGAAUUGGCUAGAAUUUGGAAAGGUGGGUGUAUUAUAAGAGCAGUGUUCUUGGACAGGAUCAAGAAGGCGUAUCAGCGAAACCCGAAUCUUGCAAACUUGGUUGUUGAUCCGGAAUUCGCGAAGGAGAUGGUUCAAAGGGAGGGUGCUUGGAGGAGAGUUGUUAAGGAGGCAAUUGGAGCUGGGAUUACUACACCUGGAAUGUGUGCGAGUCUUGCUUAUUUCGAUACUUACAAGAGGCCUAGGGUUCCUGCUAACUUAGUUCAAGCUCAAAGAGACUAUUUUGGAGCUCAUACAUAUGAGAGGAUUGAUAUUCCUGGAGCAUAUCAUACCGAAUGGAGUAAGCUUGCUAAAUCUAAUAUCAAGUCUUAAUUUGGGUUGGUGAUCUUGAAUCUUGAAGCUAAAUCUUUUGUUUGUUUGUUGUUGUUGAGUGAGUGUCUCUAAUUUGUCUUUGAUUAGGCAUAUAGAUGAUGUUCUUAUUCCUCCUAGUCUUCUUCUUCUUCAUCUUCAAAUAAACCCUUUUUUUUUUUUUAUAAGUUAAUAAUAAGCUUCUUGACAAUUUGCAGACA